Molecule: messenger RNA, 2079 nt
Organism: Nycticebus coucang (slow loris)
Lineage: Eukaryota; Metazoa; Chordata; Mammalia; Primates; Lorisidae
Product: GAS2-like protein 3
Biological process (GO): actin crosslink formation
Cellular component (GO): actin filament
Molecular function (GO): actin filament binding; microtubule binding; cytoskeletal adaptor activity
Source: RefSeq, a predicted model, not a curated record
AUGCAGCCUGCAAUUCAAGUAUGGUUUGGAGAAGACCUGUCCCUGAGUCCACAGAGUCUUCUGACUCCCAGACACGGGCCGGGACUGGAGAACGUGUGCUAUUAUGAAGAGUGGAUGGCUGUGUGGCACGCGGCCACCCUGCUGCCCAUGCAGGAAGACCUGUCCAUCUGGCUAUCUGGUUUGCGUGGCAUUGAAGUUAAGGCAGAAAGAUUAUUAGAAGAACUUGAUAAUGGAGUGCUAUUAUGCCAACUGGUUUAUGUUCUUCAAAACAUGGUGAAAACGUGCAACUCUGAACAACUGGGAAAUUUUCCAAUGAGAAAAGUACCCUGUAAGAAAGAUGCUGCACCAGGUUCAUUCUUUGCCCGAGAUAAUACUGCAAACUUCCUUCACUGGUGUAGAGACAUCAGGGUUGAUGAAACUUACCUCUUUGAAUCUGAAGGUUUAGUUUUGCACAAAGAUCCAAGACAGGUGUAUCUUUGUCUUCUUGAAAUUGGUCGAAUAGUGUCAAGAUAUGGUGUUGAACCACCAGUAUUAGUAAAACUUGAGAAAAAAAUUGAGGUAGAAGAGAACUUACUUAAUACUUCUGGGCCUGAAGAUUCCAUCAGCAUCCCAAAAUCAUGCUGCCAGCAUGAAGAGCUCCAUGAAGCUGUGAAACAUAUUGCCGAGGACCCUCCAUGUAGUUGUUCGCAUUGAUUUUCUAUUGAGUACUUAUCUGAAGGACGGUAUCAACUAGGGGAUAAAAUUCUCUUCAUAAGAAUGCUUCAUGGAAAACACCUCAUGGUUUGUGUUGGUGGAGGCUGGGAUACUUUUCAAGGAUUUUUGCUUAAAUAUAACCCCUGUCGAAUCUUACAGUUUGCUACACUAGAACAAAAAUUUUUAGCAUUUCAAAAAGGAGUUGCUACUGAAAAUGUACCUGAUUCCCCCACCAGAACACCUCAGCCUCCUGACAUGAAUCCCUUGUCAGCAGUCAACAUGUUUCAGAAGCAAAAUUCAAAGCCUGGCACACCAGCUGGUAUUCCAAGGGGCAAAGAAAAACCGGUAUGUCAACCAAGUGGGUUGCUGCCAGCAUCUUCCCCGAAAGGGGGUAACCUGGGCUCUGGGUCAGCGUGUUCUAAAUUCACAAAUUCUGUAGCAGUCCCCCAUCUCAAGUCUUCAAAAGGCAUAACAAAGAAAGCACAAGUGCCUUUGAACAAGGCAUCAUCUUCACAUGCUGCUUCAUAUCCAGGAGGUAAAAACACUUCUUCACCAGCUUUACCAAGAACUGCGCCCUGUGUGUCUGAGUCACUGAGAAAAUGUGUUGCAUCCCCCAGUCCCCCGAAGGCCAAGCUUAUCCCAGCCAAGAUUUCAAGAGAUCUGCCUGAGUCUACGCUUUUGCCAAGUAAGAGUUCUGGAAAAACAGAACCCAUGUAUUUGAAACACAAUCAUGUUUCUUCCCUGGAUAGGGCAGCAUUUCACUUGGCUGCACAUUCGAAUUCAUCAUCAAAGGGUCCCAAGCUGCCGGCAGCAAAUAUACACCUCAGGCCUAAACCUUCUGCGUCUCUCCAAUACUCUGCAAAAAUGACAAAUCCCGGCUCCAAAACCACGGCCAGGGGGCUAGGAACUCGGUCUCAGCCACCUGCUGGAGCCCCACAAGCAAAGCCAGUCCCCACACAGAAACUGAAAUUGGCCUUGAAUUUAAAUCCACCAGGUUCUGUAUCCUCGGUUUCUUCUCGAAAAGCCACACAGGCAUUGAAAGAUAAUACAGUUUCAGUUGCCAAAAAGCAGCCUCACAAUAAAAGUACAUGCCAGAAGAAAGGAUCCAGCUCCCCCAUGUCACCCGGCCGCACCCCACUGUCCAUUGUGAGCCUUCCCCAGUCUUCUGCCAAAACACAAACCGUGCCAAAAUCACCGCAGAAUGCCACUAAAGGCCAGUCCUACACUAAAAGACCUCCCAAAGGUAGUAAAACCUCACCUUCGACCAGGAAGCCCCUCUCAUCUGUUAAGGGAACAGAUGAUGGAGGUAAAAAACCUGCUGCCAAGAAAAAGGAAGGUGAUCACCAUUAUUUUGUCAUGACUGGAAGUAAGAAACCUAGAAAAUAA